AUGCGAACAUCGGAUCAGAAGCUAGUUAACCGGCUAGAAGCACAGUAUUCAGUAGCAUUACAUACGGCUGUCCAAGAUGCGGCGUUUGCCUUGAAUCAAAAUGAGUAUCAGGAGAAUGAAGCUUCCUAUCAAUCCAGCAAGUAUUUCAAUGCGAAUAAGGAAGCUGCCAUCGAGACAUUUUGGAAAACCAUGAACCUUAAUUUUGGUGCAGGAGAGGAUCCGGUAUCCCAGGGCACGCUGGCAACAUACGUCCCAGUUGUAGCUGUUACCGACUAUAGCGGAUUCCAUAUCUACGCAUUUACGGAGUAUACGGACGCGGGUGGGAACAAGCUCUAUAAACACGAAUGGAAACCGGAGAAACCUUAUGCCUACAGCGAUCAAGCGGGGAACAGCAUUAAUUUCACCUUGGACAGUUACGUAACUGCGUAUGAGGCAAGUACAAGCACCUGGCUGAAGGGUUAUCGUAAGGAGUUGGAAGGACUUACGGAUAUUGCACUAUUGAAUGAUGAAAAGCGGUUUGAUGAGAUGCGGCGCAGAACCAUUGUGAAUGCAGUUCAAAAAGAUGUGGCCUAUUUCAUCAAUCAACAUAAUCAAUUUGCUCUUCGACUUGGCAUUUACUAUGAUUUUAAAAUUCCUCUGAUUCCUAAUGAGGAAUGGACAAACAGUGUAGAUGACAUUGGGAUUAUGGCAUUCAUUCAAGGCUUGCCGGUAGGGCACCAGUUCUAUAACAAUUACGCAUUUGGUAGUGGCCGGAUCGUAAAGAAGAAUGUCGUGUAUGGAGCGAUAGAUGAAAGUACUGGUCUGAAAUACUAUUAUCGCAGUAGUUAUCCACUGAACAUGCGAAUUGAGGAAACGUUCGCAUCAGAAAAGGACGCUGCAGCUGCAGGAUACAUGCCUGCAAAAGGACUCAAUACCAGA
Mesorhabditis spiculigera is the source of this 918-nucleotide messenger RNA. Lineage: Eukaryota; Metazoa; Nematoda; Chromadorea; Rhabditida; Rhabditidae. The record is from the annotation of a GenBank genome assembly.